AUGCUACGUGAAGUCAGCGUCACUCGGGAACUUAAUGUGUGGCUGGUCAAGCAGGUCAACAAGCUCCAGGCCCCGCUAUGUCAGGUCUUCGUGGAGCCGUUCUCAAAGCCUUGGGUCCUGCUCGCUGACCCUAUCGAAGCGUACGAUAUCAUGACCCGGCGACCGGAUUUUGACAGAUCGAAUUUCAUCACGGACGGGUUGAGUCCCAUGGACAACUUCCAUGCGCGAAUGAAGACAGGCCCCCAAUGGAGGACGACGCGAGCGUGGCUGCAGGAUCUGAUGAGCCCGACUUUUCUCAAUAACGUGGUUGGGCCCGUCAUGUUCGAUAAUACGAUGAAUCUCAUCAGAUUCUGGGAUACCAAGACAAGGCUCGCCAACGGUUCCGCGUUCGAUGUCAACGAUGACUUGGAUCAUAGUGCGCUGGAUGGGAUGUUGUCAUUCGUAUUCGAUCGCCAUUUCAAGCACACCGCACUCGGCCCACAAAUCGAGACACUGUCACGGAUAGCCCCAACCAGUUUGGCAGUAGGGCCCAGAGGGGAAGUGCGGUUUCCAAGGGCUCCAGUCCACGAGUUCAUCUCCGCGCUGUAUGAGACGGUCGACAAGAUCGAUGUUGUGACCAAAGCCAUGUCGCCCAAACUCGCGAUGUGGUUCAUUCGUCAGACACCCAGCUAUAAGAGAGUGACGGCUGUAAAGAGACAAGUUGUGAAGGAACAAAUCCAGGGAGCUCUUCAACGCCUUGAAGCUACGGACGAGCCAAGAACCGCAAUCGAGCACAUGCUGGUGCGUGAAAAGAAGGCCGCUGAGAAGCAGAACCGGAAGGCCGAUUUCGGACAAUUCAUAGCUGGUCUGCAUACGACCAGCACGACACUUGCCUGGACAUUCAUCUACCUCACGCGUCUUCAGCACGUGCAGAGUAAGCUGCGGGAUGCACUGCAUCAGGCAUGCAGCGAUGCGCAUGCGGAGAAGCGCGUCCCGACACUCGCAGAACUGACCGCGUCGCGCGUUCCCUAUCUUGAAGCCGUGCUGGAGGAAACUCUGAGACUCCACGCGACGAGUAUCGCCCGGCAGGCCAAGCGCGACACGGAAGUUCUUGGCCACCGCAUCCCCAAAGGAACGAAUGUUGUUAUGAUUGCCAACGGGCCAGGCUUUCACGCGCCAGCUUUCGAUGUGGAGAGUGCGCGUCGUAGUGCAACGGCCGUUAAGUCGAGAGGAUGGCGGGAGACGAGCGACAUGCGGGUUUUUGAUCCAGAGCGCUGGCUAAUCCACAAAGUGGGUGCUGCUGCUGCUGCUGGAGUUGAGUUCGACGCAAACGCGGUACCGCAGAUUGCUUUUGGCAUGGGCCCUCGCAGCUGCUGGGGGCGAAGAAUGGCGUAUCUGGAGCUGCGCUUAGUGGUCUGCUUGGUGGUCUGGAAUUUCGACUUGUUGGAUGUGUCUCCCGACUUGGCUGACCCGAAGGCUAGCUACGGUAUCGUCCAUCGGGCGGACCAGUGUCAUCUGCGAUUGAGAGGCAGAAGAACUCUGUGA
Molecule: messenger RNA, 1524 nt
Organism: Alternaria novae-zelandiae
Lineage: Eukaryota; Fungi; Ascomycota; Dothideomycetes; Pleosporales; Pleosporaceae
Exons: 2
Coding region: 1-1524 (507 amino acids)
Molecular function (GO): monooxygenase activity; heme binding; oxidoreductase activity, acting on paired donors, with incorporation or reduction of molecular oxygen
Source: RefSeq, a predicted model, not a curated record